This is a messenger RNA of Rhinolophus ferrumequinum (greater horseshoe bat), 4458 nucleotides long. RefSeq names its product dihydropyrimidinase like 2 (gene DPYSL2). Gene Ontology annotation, cellular component: cytosol; cytoplasm. The transcript is spliced from 14 exons. Gene Ontology annotation, molecular function: hydrolase activity, acting on carbon-nitrogen (but not peptide) bonds, in cyclic amides. The coding region runs from base 16 to 2049 and encodes 677 amino acids. The record is from RefSeq and is a predicted model, not a curated record. Lineage: Eukaryota; Metazoa; Chordata; Mammalia; Chiroptera; Rhinolophidae.
CGAGCCCCCCGCGCCAUGGCCGAGAGGAAGCAAUCCGGGAAGGCGGCAGAGGACGAAGAGGUCCCUGCCUUUUUUAAAAACCUGGGUUCAGGCAGCCCCAAGCCCCGGCAGAAAUUCUGUGGCAUGUUUUGCCCGGUAGAAGGGUCCUCGGAGAACAAGACCAUCGACUUCGACUCACUGUCGGUGGGCCGGGGCUCGGGGCAGGUGGUGGCUCAGCAACGGGACGUCGCCCACUUGGGUCCCGACCCGCAGCCACCGUACUCCCGGCAGGGCCGGCGCGCGGGUGGGGAGCCAUCUGUUGAAUCCGGCCGGAAGGUGGAGAUCCGGCGGGCCUCGGGCAAGGAAGCCCUGCAGAACAUCUACGACCAGAGUGAUCGGCUUCUGAUCAAAGGAGGUAAAAUCGUUAAUGAUGACCAGUCAUUCUAUGCAGACAUAUACAUGGAAGAUGGGUUGAUCAAGCAAAUAGGAGAAAACCUGAUUGUGCCAGGAGGGGUGAAGACCAUCGAGGCCCAUUCCAGGAUGGUGAUUCCUGGAGGGAUCGACGUUCAUACCCGCUUCCAGAUGCCUGACCAGGGAAUGACAUCCGCCGAUGACUUCUUUCAAGGCACCAAGGCAGCGCUGGCUGGGGGAACCACCAUGAUCAUUGACCAUGUCGUACCAGAGCCUGGGACGAGCCUGCUGGCCGCCUUUGACCAGUGGAGGGAAUGGGCCGACAGCAAGUCCUGCUGUGACUACUCUCUGCACGUGGACAUUACCGAGUGGCACAAGGGCAUCCAAGAGGAGAUGGAGGCCCUGGUGAAGGACCACGGGGUAAAUUCUUUCCUCGUGUACAUGGCUUUCAAAGAUCGCUUCCAGCUAACGGAUUCCCAGAUCUAUGAAGUACUGAGCGUGAUCCGGGAUAUCGGUGCCAUCGCCCAGGUCCACGCAGAGAACGGCGACAUCAUUGCAGAGGAACAGCAGAGGAUCCUGGAUCUGGGCAUCACGGGCCCCGAGGGACAUGUGCUGAGCCGGCCUGAGGAGGUCGAGGCUGAAGCCGUGAAUCGUUCGAUUACCAUUGCCAACCAGACCAACUGCCCCCUGUACGUCACCAAGGUGAUGAGCAAGAGCGCUGCCGAAGUCAUUGCCCAGGCUCGGAAAAAGGGAACCGUGGUGUAUGGCGAGCCUAUCACUGCCAGCUUGGGAACUGAUGGCUCCCACUACUGGAGCAAGAACUGGGCCAAGGCUGCUGCUUUUGUUACCUCCCCACCCCUGAGCCCCGACCCGACCACUCCGGACUUUCUGAACUCCUUGCUGUCCUGUGGAGAUCUCCAGGUUACUGGUAGUGGCCAUUGUACGUUCAACACUGCCCAGAAGGCUGUAGGAAAGGACAACUUCACCCUGAUCCCUGAAGGCACCAAUGGCACGGAGGAGCGGAUGUCCGUCAUCUGGGAUAAGGCUGUGGUCACUGGGAAGAUGGAUGAGAAUCAGUUUGUGGCCGUGACCAGCACCAAUGCGGCCAAAGUCUUCAACCUUUACCCCCGGAAAGGCCGCAUUGCCGUGGGAUCUGAUGCUGACCUGGUCAUCUGGGACCCCGACAGCGUUAAAACCAUCUCUGCCAAGACCCACAACAGUGCUCUUGAGUACAACAUCUUUGAAGGCAUGGAGUGCCGUGGCUCUCCACUGGUGGUCAUCAGCCAGGGGAAGAUUGUCCUAGAAGACGGUACCCUUCAUGUCACCGAGGGCUCCGGGCGCUACAUCCCUCGAAAGCCCUUCCCUGAUUUCGUUUACAAACGUAUCAAGGCAAGGAGCAGGCUGGCAGAGCUGAGGGGGGUUCCUCGUGGCCUGUAUGACGGACCUGUGUGCGAGGUGUCUGUGACACCCAAGACAGUCACUCCAGCUUCCUCGGCUAAGACGUCCCCGGCCAAGCAGCAGGCCCCACCUGUCCGGAACCUGCACCAGUCUGGAUUCAGCUUGUCUGGCGCUCAAAUUGACGACAACAUCCCCCGCCGUACCACCCAGCGCAUCGUGGCGCCCCCUGGUGGCCGUGCCAACAUCACCAGCCUGGGUUAGAGUUCCUGAGCCACACAGUUCACUUGGGGAUGGGGGAUGGGACACCUGAGGACAUUCUGAGACUUCCUUCCUUCUUUUAUUUUUUUUCUUUAAGAGCCUGUGAUAGUUACUGUGGGGCAGCCAGUUCACGGGGCUCCCUCUUGGGCCCCACACUCCGUUCGUCACCCGGAGUCACUGAUUUUGCUCACCCACUUCCCUACACAUCUACGAAUAUCACACCACGUCUAUCCACCAACCCCAUACAUGGGACUGCAUCCAACACAGACAUGCGAAACAGAGCAAAUCACCACGAGGGUGUUUUCCAUCUCUAAUCUCUGUUGUACUUAUCAUCUUCCUUUUCAUUGUGGGGGAAGAUAAAGUGAAUUGCCCAGAGCUGCCUUUUUCUUUUUAAAUUAAAAAAAAAAAAGUUUUCUUUGUGGGGCUGGGAGGGGUGGGUGAGGGAGGGGAUGAGUUGUUUUUUUUUAAUACUAAAUUGGAAAGCUUAAUUCAAUAGUAAUACAAGGGGUUUGAACUGGACAUCCUAAUGAUGCAAUUACGUAACCGUCAAGCUGAUUCAGGGUGGUUGGCAAACUCAUCGUCCCUCCUGAGAGGUUCCAGAAUGUCCACAUCACCAUUCCGUAGGUAGUCUUCUGGGUCAACUGUUGAUAAGGGCAGGUUUUAUUUUUGGCCUAGAUUUUGCUGCAGAUCAAAUCUUGAUGAUUCUCUUUCCUCACUUCUCUUCUCUUCUCUCUCUCUCUAACUUUUUUAUUCACGGAUAUUUUCACGUCUGUCUCUUUCUUUGUGUUUCCUCUAGCCCUUGUCUCUGAGACAGUGUUUUUCUCUUCUUCCCUUAUUGUCUUUUCAAAUGACCACGUCUACCUUUCUACUGUGGUCAUAAGAACCUGCCUGGGAGGAUAUGAGCUUUGUCAUCACAACCAUAGUAAUCCGCUGUCCUAGUCCCUAUAAGACUGGUGCUACCCACCCACCAUCGUGAGAGUAUAUAUGUAAGUUUGAGACACUCCCAGGUGCAGGGAAGGGCCGUGUUACGCACCCACACUAUCCCAUGUGGGCCCAGAACAGACCCUCAGGUAGUGCUGUAAUGUUGCAGAAGUCUGAGGCUACAGGACCUGAGAGUUUUUUUUUCCUUCGUGCAAUGCUAACUGGAUAAAGAGACGCUCAAAUCUGUAAAUUGAGCCCCAAAACCCAAGUAAGCCAACCAGCCUCAAGCCAGCACCAGCGCAGAAGUGUUGAACUAGUGGGAGUCUGGCCCCAAGGGCCUGCUAUUCCCUGGUUAAGUAUCUUGUGGGAUUCCAGAACACCCUGGGUUUCUCACUUUGGGGAAAAAAUAUAUUUUUUUGUCCAGUGAUUUCAAAAGACAUCAUGUAGUAUAGGGAGGCCUUCUAAACUCAGAAAAUCCUUGGGAAGUUGGACUUAAAGUCCAUUUUACUUUGCAAGGGGAACGAACCAUCUAUUUACUGAGUGAUACAUGACGUCAGAGCUGUUGUGGGGAGAAAACUUUACAAAUCAAACAUGUGGCCCCUUAGAGACCGAAGGUGAUCUUGUGUCCACAUCUUCCCUCUCCCUGUCUCAGUGACCCUCUCCACUAGCUGCCUUUGUACCUGUCCCUGUCUUUGCUGAUUUAUAUUGCAUAUCCUUCCAAGCGUGUUUACAGGUUCUCCUAAGCAAUGUUAUGUCUGCAAGCUUUUAUAAAAUCAAAUCUGCUUUUGUAAAGCAUAACAUAAAAAAAGUAGGUCAUUCCAUCAUUCCACUUGUCUCCACACGUUUUGCCUUUGGGGUUAUAGUUGGGGUUUAUUUUUUGUUGUUUGUUAUUUGAAAAGUAAAUUGCACUUUUAAAGAAUAAUUGGUUAACUUAAUAUAUUUGCUUUUUUUCUCAUCUGUAUUUAGAGGAAAUUUGAACCAGUUGGAAAAAAAUUUUGUUUCAAUUCUAAGAAACACUCGCAGCUCUUUAGUGUUCACUUGAGUCUUCCUGUUUUUCCUCUACCAGGUCAUGGUAAUUUUGAUUAUUCUGAUUGCUUUCUUAAAACAACUUAAAACCUGAAGAUUUCCGCAGGCUGUGUAAGCAUGUUUACCUGUUGGCUUGCUUUGUGUGUCUGUUAAAUGAAUGUCAUAUGUAAAUGCUAAAAUAAAUCGACAGUGUCUCAGAACUGAACAACUGCAGUGACUUGAUGCUCUAAAACAUGUAGGAUUUAAUAAUAGAUGGUUUUUAAUCCUUGGAAUUGUGAUUGUGACCCUGAGCGGAGGAGCUUUCAGUGCUAAAGCUGAUAAUGUGUGUAGCCAGAAGAGAACCUUUUUUUUUUUUUUUUUUGUAACCACUGUCUUAAAUGGCAAAAUAAUUAUGGUAAAAAAGCAAGUCUUGUGUUUAUUAUUCCUUAAGAACUCUGUGUUAUAUUACCAUGGAACGCCUAAUAA